Myzus persicae (green peach aphid) is the source of this 621-nucleotide messenger RNA. RefSeq lists its product as uncharacterized. The transcript is spliced from 4 exons. The record is from RefSeq and is a predicted model, not a curated record. The annotation marks the transcript as partial. Lineage: Eukaryota; Metazoa; Arthropoda; Insecta; Hemiptera; Aphididae.
AUGAUUCCUAAAUUUAAGCUGAGCCUCUGGAAAUGUUACGAGGCAACGUUGAAUGACCUACCCAAAACUAACAACGCCGUUGAUGGCUGGCAUCACGGACCUAGAAUUAAAAAAGUGUGCAUACUCUUUCCGUGUUGGCAGCUGUGCCAGGCCGAUGAUCGAGUGGGUACACCUAUGUCAUUUGAGGCGGUUGACAGGUUGGACACCUUGUGUUGGGUGUUGAGUGGCACCCAGAUGGAGACUAUUUCUGUUGUGUCUUAUGCCUUGAACCAUCACCUGUACAAUGCAACAAAUAUGCUGGAUGAUAUGACUAUGAACUUUUCAAAAAAAUUUGAAAAUUUUUGCAGAAUGUCGCAUGAAGAUUUUGAAUAUUUGCUAAAUAAAAUUGGACCAUCAAUAGCAAAGAUGGACACCAAUAUGCGAAAAUGUAUCCCUAUCCAAGAAAAAUUAGCUGUUACAUUGAGAUUUUUAGCUUCUGGAGACAGUUUUGUUAGUUUAUCGUACAUGUUUAAAUUCUCUCCACAAGCAGUGUCAAGAUGUGUUCAAGAAGUUUGCAGAGCAUUAGUACAAGAAUUAAAAGAUGAAAUUAAGUUGCCCCAAACCACAGAUGAAUGGCUGAAG